Molecule: messenger RNA, 594 nt
Organism: Myotis daubentonii (Daubenton's bat)
Lineage: Eukaryota; Metazoa; Chordata; Mammalia; Chiroptera; Vespertilionidae
Gene: DMAC1
Product: distal membrane arm assembly component 1
Source: RefSeq, a predicted model, not a curated record
UUUUACUUCCGUUUAUUUCCCUAAGGCUCCUAGCACUGAGGACGAGUUCUGAACAUGGGUACUUCCCUGUCCCAGACUUUCGAGACUGAUAAGAUCGCCUCGGCUCCUCAGGCCGCCUCUCCCGCCAGCCGUGCGCCCCUCGAUGCACCCGGAGCCCCGACGUCCCCAGAGCAGCCGCCCGCACUUAUGAACUGCUGGAGCUGUCGCGUGCUCUCCGGGUCGGGGUUGAUAGGUGCGGGCUGUUACGUGUACUGGGUUGCACGGAAGCCAAUGAAGCUGGGAUACCCCCCGGGUCCAGGAACUAUUACCCAGAUGGUCAUCGGCAUCAGCAUUGCUUGUUGGGGUGUAAUCAUCCUGUCAGACCCCAAGGGGAAGUCCCACCCGUGAAUUUGUCAUCUGUCCCUGUCUCCAUGACACACAGAGCAAGCAUUGAGCUGAUGGAUGUUCUGUACCGACAACAUGGACAUUGGCAUACUUCAGUUCUGCAGAUACUACAAGACUGAAAAGACCAACAUUAGUUGGCAAUCUUUGGCCAAGAGUGUUUGUGGCCUUCUAGGGCUCCACAAGGACUAAUAAAUACCUCAGAGAACAGAA